AUGAACCUCGACAAGCCUCUUGAUGAGAUCAUCAAGUCGAACCCCAAGCCCCGUCGAGGAGGCCGCGGAGGAGCUCGACGCGGUAGCAGCACUCGCCGUGCCAGUGGUGCUAAGGCGGCUGCUCUUGGAAGCAACGCCGCCCAGUCUGCCGCUCAAAUUGCGGCGCAAAACCGUCAAAGGCCUCCCGUAGUCAUCCCUGGACGUACCCCCGGCGGCAACUUUCCUGGAAAGAUUAUCGUCAGCAAUCUUCCCCUCGACGUGAACGAGGCUCAGAUCAAGGACCUUUUCGCCUCCUCCAUCGGUCCUCUUCGCAAGGUCACCAUGAGCUACCGUGCCAACGGACAAUCUACGGGCACAUGCACCGUCGAAUUUCAGCGGGGCCCUGACGCCGAAAAGGCGUACAAGCAGUACAACAACCGCGUCAUUGACGGCAAGAACUCGAUGCGCGUCGAAGUCGUUGUCGACCCGUCUCGUGCUGCCGCCAUUGCUGCUGCUCAGCCGCGCGCCGCUGUUGCCGCUCCCGUUGCUGCAGCCGCAGCCGCUCGCAGGCAACGCGGUGGAGCUGCCGGUGGCCGUGGAGGCCGUGGCGCUCGUCGCGGAGGAGGUGCCGGCGGCAGUCGGGAGAAGAGGCCCAAGAAGAGCCUCGAGGAUCUCGAUGCUGAGAUGGAGGACUAUGCCACGAAGGGAACGGAUGCGGCUGCCACCUCUUGA
Acaromyces ingoldii is the source of this 711-nucleotide messenger RNA. RefSeq lists its product as hypothetical. Gene Ontology annotation, biological process: mRNA export from nucleus. Gene Ontology annotation, cellular component: nucleus. The record is from RefSeq and is a predicted model, not a curated record. Gene Ontology annotation, molecular function: mRNA binding. The transcript is spliced from 4 exons. Lineage: Eukaryota; Fungi; Basidiomycota; Exobasidiomycetes; Exobasidiales; Cryptobasidiaceae. Bases 1 to 711 code for a protein of 236 amino acids.